Molecule: messenger RNA, 1592 nt
Organism: Durio zibethinus
Lineage: Eukaryota; Viridiplantae; Streptophyta; Magnoliopsida; Malvales; Malvaceae
Source: RefSeq, a predicted model, not a curated record
AGUUGCUUAGUUGGGACAUCCCUCCUGGAAUAAGCUCUUUCCAUGCCCAAUGAGGCCAAUUUGAUUUGAAAUAAUCAUAAUGCCUACAAACAUCACUGAAGUCAACAAUCAACCGCAAAAAUCGGCAGACAAAACUGAGUUGGCAUGUUGACAAUGGGGCCAUUGACUUUCCUGGAUUGGAUUGAGUUUACUGGAAACGCUUCAUUGUCAACGUCGACGGAAUACUUCUUUUGAAUCCUGCUCAAAGGGUUUGUUAUCCUGCUUUCUUUUGAUGGUUAAUUCAUAAAAUUUACUGCGUUAAGCAUUGGAGAUUCUUCUUCUUAGUUGACUCCCAAUGGCAUGUCUAUCAAAUUAGAGCGUACAGCCGAUAUUCUUCGGCAAGUUGAUGGUUUUCCACCAUAAAUAAUUCAAAGCGCCCCAUGAUUAAUGCAGCUAUCGGGGUGACUAAAACAGUUCUGUCAACUCUCAUCAAGGAAGAUUAUUUCCCCCAGCCCUAUAAAUACUAGUGGUAGUAGUUUUAUAUUUCAUAGUAAGACAGCUUUUUGUUCAGGCAUCAGGAUAAAGGUAGUUGCCUACUUGCAUCCAUGUCGAUCUCUGGAAUCCAAGGCCUGCCUUUCGAGGUUACAGUUGUUGGAUGUUACAACCUGGAGGACAAGGAAUGGAUAUCAAGACAGGAUCCUUAUGUCUGUCUGGAAUAUGGAAGUGCCAAGUACAGAACCAAAACCUGCACAGAUGGAGGGAAGAAUCCUACCUUCCAAGAGAAGUUCAUUUUCACACUUAUUGAAGGCCUCAGGGAGUUGCAUGUAAUGGUUUGGAACAGCAACACUCUCGUUGCUGAUGAUCUUAUUGGCAGUGGAAGUUGUUCUAGCUUAUGUUACAGGAUUCAACUCCACAAAGUCCUUACCCAAGGUUUUGACGAUUGCACCUGGCCACUGCAAAGCAAAUCUGGCAGACAUUCAGGAGAGGUAAGACUCAUAUUGCACUACCCUAAUGCAAUGCAACCGCAAAAAUUCAAGACAAAAUUAGCUUCCUCAGUUCCAGAAUAUGCACCAUCUGCCCCCUUCAACCCGGUCUCACCAUAUGGUCACCCACCAGCGGCACCCCCAGCUGCUUACCCGACUCCGAUGCCAUAUGCAGCUCCAUCUCAUUACAAGUCAUAUCCUACUAGUACAGCAACAUAUCCGCCGUCUCCAUACGCUGCCUAUCCUCCACAGGCCCCUGCUGCAGGUUACCCUCCACAUGUCCCUCCUGCUGGUUAUCCUCCACAAACAUACCCACCUCCCCCUCAUGCCUCAACCUAUUAUCCACCAGCACCAACCGGAAUCUAUCCUCCACCACCCUAUUGAGCUCGUUUGCAAUGUCAUACAAGCAGAGAAAAUACUACAUCAACAGAAGCUAAAAGAAUUCAUGCUUUGAGCCACAAUGGCUUCGUAUUUUGUAACUAUUCUGAUCUAUGCAGAAAAUUUCACUGCAUUGGAAGAAUAUAUUUCCCUUUUUUUACUCUUUAUUUCAAGCAUUCCUGUAUGUUUUUAUUAAACAAUGGUUUCUUGUAAUAAAAAAGUGGUUUUUCUCUCAAGUUGGUGGUAUUUGUA